CGUCACUUUGCCGGAAGUGAUUUUCGGUAGUGUGUGUUUCGUUUGAAAGCUUGGGUAAUUAUCUGCCACUGUAACACACACAUAUUAAAGAGUUAAAGGAGGUGUGUAAUAUAGUUAAUAGCUAAUUAUUUAAAGCGUCAUGGAUGAUGAAGAGGAGACCUACCGCUUGUGGAAAAUCCGGAAGACGAUAAUGCAGCUCUGCCACGAUCGGGGAUACUUGGUGACGCAGGACGAGUUGGAUCAGACGCUGGACGAGUUUAAAAGUCAGUUCGGGGACAAGCCGAGCGAGGGCCGUCCUCGGAGGACGGAUCUCACGGUGCUCGUGGCUCACAACGACGAUCCCACUGACCAGAUGUUUGUCUUCUUCCCAGAGGAGCCCAAGGUGGGAAUUAAAACCAUCAAGAUGUACUGCCAGCGCAUGCAGGAGGAGAACAUCACCCGCGCCAUUAUUGUGGUCCAGAUGGGCAUGACACCUUCUGCAAAACAGUCGCUGGUGGACAUGGCACCGAAGUACAUCCUGGAGCAGUUUCUGCAGCAAGAGCUGCUCAUCAACAUCACAGAACACGAGCUGGUCCCUGAGCACAUCGUGAUGACCAAGGAAGAAGUGACAGAGCUGCUAGCGAGAUAUAAGCUGAAGGAGAGCCAGUUACCCAGGAUUCAGGCCGGAGACCCGGUGGCUCGAUAUUUCGGGCUGAAAAGAGGCCAGGUGGUGAAAAUCAUCCGGCCGAGUGAGACCGCAGGCCGUUAUAUAACCUACAGACUUGUACAGUGAAGCUGCUGUGGUGAGGUUAUCUAUUAGGAUCUGCUAUUCUUCGAGCUGGAGAUGAUAAGGCGUGAUUUGUGACCUUUAACCUCAGUUACAGCGUGUACAACUCCGUAACUUUCUUCUCGGUAACAGUUUGAACAGCUACACAUUUCUAGUUGGAACAGAAGACGUGUUUGGACAGUUGUAUAUUCGUUUCAUUUAAAACCAAGUUGUAGUUUUGCUGAAUUGCUGAAUGAAUCUUUUUUUUUUUUUUGUAAUAAAGUGUCUUGAACUUUC
Molecule: messenger RNA, 1042 nt
Organism: Ictalurus furcatus (blue catfish)
Lineage: Eukaryota; Metazoa; Chordata; Actinopteri; Siluriformes; Ictaluridae
Gene: polr2ea
Product: RNA polymerase II, I and III subunit E, a
Exons: 8
Coding region: 140-772 (210 amino acids)
Biological process (GO): DNA-templated transcription
Cellular component (GO): RNA polymerase I complex; RNA polymerase II, core complex; RNA polymerase III complex
Molecular function (GO): DNA-directed RNA polymerase activity; DNA binding
Source: RefSeq, a predicted model, not a curated record